This is a messenger RNA of Moneuplotes crassus, 285 nucleotides long. The record is from the annotation of a GenBank genome assembly. NCBI's taxonomy places the organism in Eukaryota, Ciliophora, Spirotrichea, Euplotida, Euplotidae.
AUGCAUACUCACAGUGAAGGUGAUAUCGUGUUCACUACUAGACCCAAAUCUAAGAAGACCAGAAUCGGCGCGAACUUUAGAGGGUCUAAGUUUAUAGGAGUGUCACGAAAUGGAGAGUCUUGGCAAGUCUACAUCGUAAUCGAUAGACGCAAGAAAUACGUAGGGUGUUUCAGUUCUAAACUUGAAGCUGCAGCUAUCUAUGACAAGCUAGCAAUUAACUUUCAUGGGCGCAAAGCUAAGACCAACUUUUCCUACACGAAGCAAGAAGUUUUGCAGAUUAUAUAA